Messenger RNA from Nematocida major, 1950 nucleotides. Its product is annotated as DNA replication licensing factor MCM3. Gene Ontology annotation, cellular component: nucleus; MCM complex. Gene Ontology annotation, biological process: DNA strand elongation involved in DNA replication; DNA replication; mitotic DNA replication initiation. The record is from RefSeq and is a predicted model, not a curated record. NCBI's taxonomy places the organism in Eukaryota, Fungi, Microsporidia. The transcript has a single exon. Gene Ontology annotation, molecular function: ATP binding; single-stranded DNA helicase activity; ATP hydrolysis activity. The coding region runs from base 1 to 1950 and encodes 649 amino acids.
AUGGAUGCAAUUGGAGUAUACAGAGCGCAAAUAAGAGAAUUUUUUGAGCGCUCCCGAGGAGAGAAGCGCUACAAGUCUCUACUGCUGGCCAUCCCGCCUCCCCGAAGGAUUGUAAUUGACAUUGGAGACAUUCGAAGAUUCAACAAAGAUCUGUCUCUCGCCCUGCAGGAGAAUGCGAUUUCUCUGCUGCCUGCGUUUGAGGAAAUAGCGCAAGAAUACACCCAGACCUUUGUGAGCGUGGGAAUAUCUGGAGUGCUCCAUGGGGAAAAAGUCACUCCCAGAACGCUUCUGUCGAACUACAUCGGGAAAAUGGUUUCUAUAAAGGGGAUCAUCACAAGCGCCUCCAUAGUCAGGCCGAAAAUUAAAAAAAGCGUGCACUACAUACAGGCUUCCAACUCUUUUGUGAGCAAGGAGUACAGAGACAGCUGCACGCUUUCUAUCCUGCCGCCCACAACAACAGCCAUUCCCAAGCAGUCACUUGACGGAAACCCGCUGGAGCUGGAAUACGGGCUCAGCGAGUACAUUUCCCACCAGACAAUAACUCUGCAGGAAAUGCCUGAGCUGUCGCUCCCUGGGCAAAUGCCUCGCGCCAUCAGCAUCGUGCUCGAGAACGAUCUUGCCGGGCUGGUGAAGCCUGGGGAUCGAGUUCGGGUGUAUGGGACCUACAAGUGUGUUUCAAACCUCAAAAGCACGCAGGACACGCUGAAGACCACUGUUAUAGCAAACAACAUAGAAAUACUAAACAAAAAAGAAGAAAAAAAGACAAGCCCAGAGGCCAUCCAGAGCAUACUGGCAGCUGAGGGGAUUGACGGGAUAGUAAAGUACAUUGCGCCCUCCAUAUAUGGGCACACUGCAAUCAAAAAGGCAAUUCUCCUCAUGAUGAUAGGAGGCAAGGCCAUCCAGACGAGCACGGGAGGAAGCAUUCGUGGAGACAUAAACAUUCUUUUGGUGGGCGACCCAGGAAUUGCAAAAAGCCAGCUUCUGCGGUAUGUUUUGGACAUUUCUCCUCUGUCGGUGGGAACCACAGGAAGAGGUGCCUCUGGUGUGGGGCUGACUGCUGCAAUAGUCUCAGACCCUGACACAGGCUCGCGGAAAAUAGAGGCGGGAGCCAUGGUCUUGGCCGACACGGGGAUUGUUUGCAUUGACGAGUUUGAUAAAAUGGACGACACUGAGCGGGCGGCAAUCCACGAGGCCAUGGAGCAGCAGACCGUGACCAUUACAAAAGGAGGUAUAUACAUUACGCUGAACGCCAGAUGUUCGGUUUUGGCUGCUGCAAACCCUGUUUCAGGCCAGUACAGGAGCAACCUGUCGCCACGGGAAAACAUUCGGCUGCCCGAGUCUAUACUGACGCGUUUUGAUUUAAUAUACAUACUGGAAGACACGCUGAAGUACGACUCGGAAAUAGCAGAGCACGUUCUGGACAUGCGGAUGGGCAGAAAAGGGUCCAUCAACGAGCUGUCUCGAGAGGAAAUUAGAAGCUACAUUGAGGCUGCAAAGGCCAUAAACCCCGAGCUGUCUGAGGAUGCUGUAAAGCACAUCAGUGUGGAGUACAUGCGGAUCCGAGAGGAGGGCGAAAAAAACAAAACCAGCCUGUGCCGAAAUGUGACGGCUCGGCUGCUUGAAAGCAUUAUCCGACUGUCGACUGCGCAUGCAAAGGCCCGGCUAAGCUCUGUCAUUGAGCUGGACGAUGCAGUUGCCGCGGUAGAAAUACUGGAGAGCACGCUCUGGCGAAAGAGCGUUCGUAUUCGAGAGAAGAAGGCGCAAAACCAGGAAAGCCUGCACUCAAUUUUGUACUCCUACAGAGAAAACAACCCGAAUGACAGAAUUGUUUCCAUUGAAAAGAUUGCCUCCCUGUGCGAAGUGUCGAAAGAGUCUGUGAUUGAGGGGCUCAUGGAGUUCGAGAAAGAAGAAAUUAUUAAGAUAGUGGAUGGGAUGAUAAUAUUCCCGUAG